GUGUAAUCACUAAGUGCUUUUUGCUACUUUCUUAUCCUGUUAGUGCUUGUUCUCUUUGUUUCUUUCUCUUCGCCAACUGUCAAAUUUGGAUUCGCCCUAUUAUCCAGAAUCUUCUAUGGUUCUUCUCCCAACUUUCAGCAAUCUGUUUCGAUUCUUUGCUUUUAUAGGAAUGGUGGCUGAAUGGAAGAAUACCAAAUCUCAUAUUGUCCUAAUGAUUAUAAAAGGAUUGUUUAGAAGGUACGAAAGAUGGAACCCUGUUCAUCCAACUCAUGGAGCGUUUUGGGGAAUGGGUGUGGGCGUUGGUUGUGGUGUUGGAUGGGGUCCUGGGUUUGGCCCUGAAGUGAUAGGCUAUGUUGGAGCUGGCUGUGGCAUUGGAUUCAAUGUAGGCAUCACUUUUGCUGGUGUUGGAGUUGGCCUCCCUGCUCACUUUGUCUGUGUAGCUCCUUAUAAUGGGGUUAGCUGGAUGAGAAAUUUACCUUGUAUCUCUGACUUGCAAAGAGAAGCCAGUGGAAAAUUGUUUGAAUUUAGGAAAAGGCAUUUAUCAAUCAAGGGAAUUGACUUCUUUGACUCGAAAAAGAACUUGUCUUUGAUUACUUCUUCAGCUUGUAGAAGUAUGCAAGCAUUCCAUAACCAGUUGUUCCGCUCUCAUAAAGGAAAAAAUUCUUGACUUCUGUGCUUCUCAUUUGCAUUUUGUUGGCUCGGAACCGAAGAUCAUGUUUUCACUGUAAAUAUAUGAGAUAUAACAUUUUGUUCUACUCUGUGUCUCGUUCCAAAUUCAACUGUAUUUUAUAUUCUUUUAAAAUGUCUUCUUCUUCUUUUUUUCACAAAAUUG
Messenger RNA from Vigna unguiculata (cowpea), 832 nucleotides. Its product is annotated as Putative membrane lipoprotein. The record is from RefSeq and is a predicted model, not a curated record. NCBI's taxonomy places the organism in Eukaryota, Viridiplantae, Streptophyta, Magnoliopsida, Fabales, Fabaceae.